Messenger RNA from Achroia grisella, 3876 nucleotides. It is a transcript of the gene Pez, whose product is annotated as tyrosine-protein phosphatase non-receptor type 14. Gene Ontology annotation, biological process: protein dephosphorylation. Bases 187 to 3810 code for a protein of 1207 amino acids. The transcript has 12 exons. NCBI's taxonomy places the organism in Eukaryota, Metazoa, Arthropoda, Insecta, Lepidoptera, Pyralidae. Gene Ontology annotation, molecular function: protein tyrosine phosphatase activity. Gene Ontology annotation, cellular component: cytoskeleton. The record is from RefSeq and is a predicted model, not a curated record.
UCACCGUUUCUUCGAUGUGUAUUUUGAUAAUCGAGCAAAUUGUAAACUCGCAUUCCUAUUGGAAAUGAUAUGGAUGUGUGGCGCGCGUAACGGAUGUCUUUCAUUACAUCCCUUCGCCAUAAAUGUAACAAAACGGUCGUUCCAUAAGUGAUGCUAUUGCAAAUAAGUGCCGGGUAACGUAGGAAGAUGCCUUUCAAGUUAAAAUUGAAGAAGACGCGACAGUACAACGUCGCGUCGAAGAGUUUGUUUGUGAUCAGUGUGGAGCUGCUAGAUGGUGGUGUAGCCGACUGCACGCUGUCUGUAGACAGUUCCGGGUUGGAAUGCCUCGACAACGUGUGCCAGCGGCAGUCCAUCCAGCAGCCGCAGUUCUUCGGCCUCCGGUAUCUGAAUAGAAACUGUCAACCCCGAUGGGUGCAGCUGGAGAGGCCCCUGAAGAGGCAGCUAGACAAAUACGCGUCCACACAUCAGCUCUACUUACGUGUGAUGUACUAUAUAAUAUCGGGUACAAGCUUAAUCAAUGAUGAAGUGACAAGAUAUCAUUAUUUCUUGCAACUGAAGAAUGAUUUGGUUGAGGGUCGGAUAUCCUGUGAUUGCCAGCAGGCAGUGGUUCUAGCUUCGUACAGCCGGCAAGCAGAGUAUGGUAAUCAUGACCGGGAGAGGCAUACGGUGGAGUAUUUGAAGAAUCUGUUGACAUUUCCAAAGCAAAUACAUGAUGGCAAUCAAAUUAUAGACCUGAGUAACCGUGCAGAGCCUGGAGUGCUGGAGAGACUGACCAGUGCUGUUAUACAACAUCAUAUGGCUUUGCAUAACAUGUCACAGGCACAAGCUGAAGAGGGCUUCAUCACCACCUGCCAGCAGCUCCCAGGUUAUGGCCAGGAGACAUUCAGUGCACGAGAUGAACGUAACCAGAAGGAGGUGUCGCUAGCCAUAUCAAUAACUGGCAUCAGGGUGAUCACAGACAGCAGUGACUCCACCAGAUAUUAUAGAUGGAUGGACAUAACGAACGUGAUCAACCACAAGCGCACGUUCAGCAUCGAGUGCCAGAAGGCGGAGUCCGCCUCCUUCACCCUGUGGAGCCCUGACGACGGCAAGUACAUAUGGCGGAUGUGCAUACAGCAGCACACCUUCUACAUGCAGCAUCAGAGCGCGCUCAACGAGCACCAGGUCACACACGAAGAGCACCGGCCUAAAUUCCAGCAAGAUCAUGGGCUGUCCGACAGCCGUGAGGAGCUGGACAUCCGCGAGGGUGGCAGCGUGUCCCGGCUGGAGCCGCUGACGUCGGCCCACCGCGCGCACUCUACCUCGUGCCUGGAGCUCGCAGACCAGCGGCCGCAGCUCGCGCCCAGGAACAGGGCUCUACUACCCUCAUAUCGACCAGCGCCUGACUACGAAACUGCUAUCCAGCAAAAGUAUCAACAGCAAAGAGCUGACGCUCAGCUGAGGUACCAGAACCACCCUCACUCACAAGUCAACAUAAACGCCAAACCUCUAGUGUAUGGUUCCCAUCCUGACAUACAUCGAAUUCACUACCCUGAUGUCACCAGGCACACGGUCUCAGUCAACCAGGGAGUUUCUCCCACCGACGACUACCCUUACGGGAUCAAAUUGAUGGGCAACUACCCCUUCGCCAUCAACCCCAAUGUCCAAAGCGAGAGGAACCCGCAACUCCACUACAUCAACGUCUACAAACCACCCCCACCGUACCCCUCAAACGGUCUCGCAUCGAACUCCACACCCGAUCUAGCGGUUGCGAGCCAAGCGCUCAACUAUCACAGAGGGUACAUAAACUCCCACGUGUCAGGAUCUAGUCCCGAUCUGGUUUCCACCAGAACAGCUUUAAACCGCCAUUUAGGAUACCUGAACCCUGGCCACAACGUGGUCUAUGGAAGACCUAACAUAAUUCCACCUACCCACGGCACGUAUAACAAUCUCGCGUCAGUUCUAGAACCCAAUCCUCACAUAAUCCUCGAUCCCCACCACAUAUCUGAUAACAUCCAGAAGGUGUACGAUGAGAGAGGGAAUAUUAUGUACUCCAUGCCAUUACAUAGACUACCCUACCAGAGGCAUUUAGUGAUGCCACAACAAGUCGGCAAAGUGACUGAUACUCAAGAACCGAUAUACGAGAACGUGCCGUUAUCCUGGAGGAACGAACACGGGAAAAUCACUUUCCGAGAUCGGGCCCAAAGUCUAACUACGACAGAUGAAAUCGCACGCCUAAACGAGAGGAACAGCAGUCACCCCACCAUCAACAAUUACGGUAUCCCAAAACCGAACCUGACCGUGCCAAAUUAUUUGCCAAUCAAAAUCCCAAACCCCGACAACCACUACGUGAACGCGCAAAUCAUAAAAGGAGUCCGCGAAUCGAGCGUGCCAAAAGAUUUGAACGUGUCAAAUCGAUCGAUUAACAAAUCCGACUUCGAGGAUAUCGCGCUCUCAGUCGAUCGACUCUCGUUGAAACACGACGAGACGCCGUACACCAGUCUGUCUACCCACAAAGUGUCCAAUAACAAUAUGAUAAGCAGAACCGCUGAUAACGUGACCUCAGUGAGCGUGGGCGACGUACGGGCACAGUUGACUGCGGAUCACAACGCGAACAUGUCGCACACGAGCGGGACAGACAGUGCUCUAUCGAAUUCUAUAAUGAAUUCGACUUACAGCACGACGGUCGAUUUGGACAGUAGUAAUACGACGAAGAACAGCAGCGUGAGCAGUAAGGAGAAGAAACGACGACGUUGGGGCGUGUUUAUGGGUAGGGCUGCGAAGACGGAAGUCAAAAGUGCUACGUUGGGAAGAGAUCGCGCGAAGCCCAGCACUGGACAGCAGCAGAACAAGCACCGCUGGUCUACAGGACUGCCGAAGUUCCAGCCGCUACCUCCUAGUAUUACCAAAGAAACUCUGUGCCAAUUAUUAGAACGCAAAAUGUCCGACGAGCAGCUGUCGUUCGCGUUCGAACAGAUCCCCAAGGGGAGGGAGAGCGGAGGCGAGUUCUGGACAGCUCUGCUGCCGCAGCACGCCGCCCUCAACGGCUUCAGCGGAGACCACCUGCCGUAUGAAGACAACCGAGUGAGGCUUCACCCCACGGCAACCAACCCUCAUGGGUACAUCAACGCGUCACACAUCACGAUGACGGUCGGCAGCACGCAGCAGUUCUACGUGGUGGCGAAAGUGGGCGCGGACGGCAGUGCGCUGGUGUGGGAGUGCGCGUGGCAGGUGGGCGCGCGGCUGCUGGCGCUGGUGGGACCUGGAGUUCCCCACUACCUGCCCACCACCUCCACGCCGCAGCACUACGGACAGUUCCAGGUGAGCGCGGGGCGGGAGUCGGUAGCGCCGUGGGGCAGCUCCGUGCGCGUGCGCGUGAGGAGGGCGGCGGGGGGCGCGGGGGCGGCGGCGGGGGGCGUGGGGGGCGCGGGGGGCGAGGGGGCGGCCCGCACGCGACACCUGUGGCACGUACACUUCCGCGCCUGGCACUCGCCGCAACACCCGCCCGACGUCGACCACUUCCUCGAGUUCAUAUCGGAGCUGAACAGCCUGCGGCUGGCGAGCGAGGAAGAAGCGAAAGCGGAGCGUAGUCCGCUGGAGAGUCGGAAUGCACCGCUGGCGUUCAUAUGCGGGCGCGGUGCGGGCCGCAGCGGAGCCGCCCUGGCCGCACACCUGCUGCUGCACGUGCUGGACCACAACCAGGAGCUGGACAUCCCGCGAACGAUCGGUCUUCUCCACCAGCAGCGAGCGAACCUCAUAGAGAACGUCCAACAAUACAAGUUUAUCCACCAGGUGUUGCUGCAGUAUUUGAAGCAAUCCAGACUCAUAUAACCGUAUUCAGUAUGUAUUAUUAUAGAUUAUAUUAAUAAAUUAAAAUCAGAAUUGAAAUGUAUGAAA